This is a messenger RNA of Dothidotthia symphoricarpi CBS 119687, 975 nucleotides long. RefSeq names its product Clavaminate synthase-like protein. The record is from RefSeq and is a predicted model, not a curated record. The transcript has 3 exons. The coding region runs from base 1 to 975 and encodes 324 amino acids. NCBI's taxonomy places the organism in Eukaryota, Fungi, Ascomycota, Dothideomycetes, Pleosporales, Dothidotthiaceae. Gene Ontology annotation, molecular function: dioxygenase activity.
AUGGCCGCAAUCCUCACACUAGACUACAGCCACUUCACCUCAGGCACCAAAGAGCAGCGUCAAAAGUUCAUCCAGCAACUUCUGGAGAGUUUUACGACCACGGGGUUUGUUAAGAUCAUCAACCAUGGCUUCGAUGAACAGCAAUUGAAAGAAGUGUUUGGAUGGACCCAAACGUUCUUCGCCCAACCACUUGAGGUGAAGAACGAAAUCCAGAACAACACAAACCCUCAUCGCGGAUACACAGCGUACGGAGUCGAGGCUGUCGCGCAGCUUUCUCAGGAUGAGAAGAUCCGGGCUAUGAAGGACUCGAAGGAGCACUUUGAUCAAGGUCCUAGAUACGAUAAAGAGUAUCCAAAUCAAUGGCCCAAAGAACUACCAGGAUUCCAAGCGUUCAUGGAUGCCUUCUACGAGAAAUGCGACAAAGUUUGCCUGGAGCUCAUCGACGCCCUAGAAGUCGGCUUAGGCAUUGAUGACAAGUCCAUCACGAAACGCUGCAUACCCAGCGCGACAGACCUCAGACUGACUCAUUACCCUCCGAUUCCCGUAGAAGAGUUGAAGUCUGGGAGGCGGAUCCGCAUCGCUCCUCACGUAGACUUUGGUGUCAUCUCGCUGCUGUUCCAAGACGGUGUUGGAGGACUGGAAGCCGAAGACCGAACUAGUCCUGAAGCUGACUCCUUCCUUCCCAUCAUGCCGUCCGACAACACGGAAAUGAUAGUUAAUCUUGGUGCUACGAUGCAACGUUGGACCAAUGAUAAGCUUUUCGGUGGUCUGCACAGAGUUACCGUUCCGCCAUCAAUGAAAGACAGUAGCGACUCCAUCAUUCCAGCAAGGCUGUCAGUGGCGUAUCUAUUCAAGGCGGAACGUAGUGUCUCGGUUGGUCCCCUGCCAGCGUUUGUGAGCGAGAAGGAGCCCGCACAUUACCCUGAGAUGAAUGCUCUUGAGUACCACCAAUGGCGCAACAAUGCCAUAUACUAG